Molecule: messenger RNA, 771 nt
Organism: Filobasidium floriforme
Lineage: Eukaryota; Fungi; Basidiomycota; Tremellomycetes; Filobasidiales; Filobasidiaceae
Product: glucose 1-dehydrogenase
Exons: 1
Coding region: 1-771 (256 amino acids)
Molecular function (GO): oxidoreductase activity
Source: RefSeq, a predicted model, not a curated record
AUGUUCCCUACAGCCACAUCUCUCCAGCUUUUCAAGAACGAGGUCUUCCUCGUCACCGGUGGAGGAAGCGGAAUCGGAGCCGCGAUCAGCAAGCGCCUUGGGAGGGAAGGUGCCAAAGUGCUCGUAGCCGAUCUCAAUGAGAAGAGCGGCAGGGCCAUCGCCGACGAGAUCGCCGCGCGAGGUGGAGAGGCCAUCUCGACCAGAGUGGAUGUUGCCGACGAAGCGAGCGUCCAGGCGAUGGUCGAGCUUGCUACCAAGACGUACGGACGGCUAGAUGGUGCCGUCAACAACGCUGCGAUCACGCAUCCACUCGCCUUGAUCACCGAGCUCGACUAUGCGACUUGGGAUAGAACUAUGAAGGUCACCCUGGGAGGGACCUUUCUCGGUAUGAAACACCAGAUCCAAGCCAUCGAAAAGGGCGAGCGCCCUGGCGCGAUCUUGAACAUCUCCUCUGGCGCAUCGUUGAGAGCUCUUCCAUACCUGUCCGCAUACAGCGCCGCCAAAGUCGGCGUCAACGCCAUCACCAAGACCGCGGCGAUGGAGUACGCCAGCAAGAACAUUCGGGUCAACGCGAUCUGUCCGGGUGCCACGGCGACGGCCAUGCUGCAAGGCAGUCUCGAUGAGGGUUUCGACCUGAAAACGUUCGGCAUUCCCUUGAACCGGUUGGGUCAGCCAGAGGAUAUCGCAAACGCCGCGGCGUUCUUGCUGUCAAAGGAAGCGAGCUUCAUAACAGGUCAAUGUCUCUCUGUCGAUGGUGGUACCGUAAUAUAG